AUGACGAGGACGCUCCGGACGACCAGGAACAUUGACGAGGACGCUCCGGACGGCCAGGAACAUGAGGACGCUCCGGACGACCAGGAACAUGACGAGGACGCUCCGGACGACCAGGAACAUGACGAGGACGCUCUGGACGACCAGGAACAUGACGAGGACACUCCGGACGACCAGGAACAUGACGAGGACACUCCGGACGGUCAGGAACAUGACGAGGACGCUCUGGACGACCAGGAACAUGACGAGGACACUCCGGACGACCAGGAACAUGACGAGGACACUCCGGACGGUCAGGAACAUGACGAGGACGCUCUGGACGACCAGGAACAUGACGAGGACACUCCGGACGACCAGGAACAUGACGAGGACACUCCGGACGGUCAGGAACACUGUCAGAAGAAUGAUACACCGGCAUAA
Molecule: messenger RNA, 417 nt
Organism: Procambarus clarkii (red swamp crayfish)
Lineage: Eukaryota; Metazoa; Arthropoda; Malacostraca; Decapoda; Cambaridae
Source: RefSeq, a predicted model, not a curated record